Molecule: messenger RNA, 994 nt
Organism: Carlito syrichta (Philippine tarsier)
Lineage: Eukaryota; Metazoa; Chordata; Mammalia; Primates; Tarsiidae
Product: folate receptor beta
Exons: 4
Coding region: 24-785 (253 amino acids)
Biological process (GO): fusion of sperm to egg plasma membrane involved in single fertilization; sperm-egg recognition; cell adhesion
Cellular component (GO): external side of plasma membrane
Molecular function (GO): signaling receptor activity
Source: RefSeq, a predicted model, not a curated record
UUUCUCUGCUGAAACAGAAACAUAUGGCCUGGAAAUUGAUGCCACUGCUGCUGCUUCUGGUCUGGGUAGCCACCUUGUGCAGUGCCCGGGACAGGACAGACCUGCUCAAUGUUUGUAUGGAUGCCAAGCACCACAAGACGAAGCCAGGUCCUGAGGACGAGCUGCAUGGCCAGUGCAGUCCCUGGAGGAAAAGCGCUUGCUGCACCGUCGACACCAGCCAGGAGCUGCACAAGGACACCUCCCGCCUGUAUAACUUUAACUGGGAACACUGCGGCACGAUGGAGCCUGCCUGCAAGCGUCACUUCAUCCAGGACAACUGUCUCUACGAGUGCUCACCCAACCUGGGGCCCUGGAUCCAGCAGGUGGAUCAAAGCUGGCGCAAAGAACGUUUCCUGAAUGUGCCCUUAUGCAAAGAUGACUGUCAGAGCUGGUGGCAGGACUGUCGCACCUCCUACACCUGCAAGAGCAACUGGCACGAGGGCUGGGACUGGAGCUCAGGAGUUAACAAGUGCCCGACCGGGGCCACUUGUCGCACCUUUGAGUCCUACUUCCCCACCCCAGCUGCCCUUUGUGAGGAACUCUGGAGUCACUCCUACAAGGUCAGCAACUAUAGCCGAGGGAGUGGCCGCUGCAUCCAGAUGUGGUUUGACUCAGGCCAGAGGAACCCCAACGAGGAGGUGGCGAAGUUCUAUGCUGCGGCCAUGAGUGCUGGGGUCACACUUCAUGGGAUGGGGGGUUUCCUGCUCAGCCUGGCCCUGAUGCUGCAACUCUGGCUCCUUGACUGAGUCUAGGCCUCCCCAGCCCUCCUCUCCCUCUGCUGCUAGCUUUGCCGAUCAGGUUGGGAUUAGCUCAGCUCCAACAAAUGCCAAAACCCUAAGCAUGCCUCUGUUCAUUACCCACUUCUCUAUCAUUCAGUUAUUUCCUACUCCUUGGUGGUGCUUGGGGCUCCUCCAAGAGUCAGUUCAAAUAAAUAGACUGACACAUCCGCCUCUGA